AUUUUUCUCUCUUUAUUGGUGAGAGCGAGCGACCAACCUACUGGUCCAUGUUACUCUCGCCAAGCACGAUAUUAAAAUUAGAAAAAUAAAAAAUCAUAAAAAUUAAAAUUAAAAAUCUUGGUUUGAAGGCCAUUUAAGACGGCCGAUAUGCACAACCCCAAACCAAAAAGGCUGCAAUAAUUGGAAAUCUGUGGGGAGCUUGAGCGGGAUCUGCAUUAGUCAGCAUUGAUAGAGUGCAGACGUCUCGGGUUCGAAUCCGACUGUAAACAUGAAGGGAGGAUCUGGCUCUGGCUCUGACGAGACUGAGAAGAUGGUGGGGGGUGAACCGCACUAUGGAACAUUUCAGGGCAGUGCACCACCAUACCCUCAACAACCUGUUAUGGGAAUUCCGCAGCCGGUACCACCUCCAGGCGCCAUCGGAUCUGAAUCCUAUUAUCCACCUGGAUACCAGGCCGUUCCCGGAUAUCCAGGUUAUCCACCACCUCCACCAUCUCCUCCAGCUGAGAGACCCCAAGAAGAGCGCCUUCCUUGCUGUGGUCUUGGCAUUGGGUGGCUUCUGUUCAUACUUGGUUUUAUAUUUGCUUCAAUUCCCUGGUAUGUGGGAGCGUUUCUUCUUUUUUGUUGCAGACAAGACUACAGAGAAAAACCUGGCCUUGUGGCAUGCACCAUUGCAGCUGUUCUUUCUGCUAUUGCAGUAAUUGUUGGUGCAACUAAAGGUGCAAAUGACUGGUAAACUGCUUGAUUAGCAGAGGAUCUUCGUGUGGCAUAAUAGCUUAAUUGUUUUAGUAACCGUGAUUUGUAGCUUUAUGUAUAUAAUUUCUUGUGCAAUACUUGAUGAAAUUGUAACUUGCAUUUUACAGAACUUAGAAUCUGUGAUGAAAAUGGCCUCGGAAGUUCUCCGAUUUUGCCAAAUUUGUAUUUCAUGAAUGCUAAGUUUCUAGUUUGUGUGGUUAAUCUAAUGGUAGAUAAAGGUAUUUGAUUA
Messenger RNA from Cryptomeria japonica (Japanese cedar), 982 nucleotides. RefSeq names its product large ribosomal subunit protein eL20z. The record is from RefSeq and is a predicted model, not a curated record. Lineage: Eukaryota; Viridiplantae; Streptophyta; Pinopsida; Cupressales; Cupressaceae. The coding region runs from base 269 to 733 and encodes 154 amino acids. The transcript is spliced from 4 exons.